AUGGUUGGCCACCAGGUCAUACUACCGGAGGGGUACAGGGACGCCAAGUUGGGCAUGAUCAUCGCCGCAACGAUAGGAGAGAUAGUGCAAGAAACGUUGUGUAAAUCCCAGGAGUCCAAGCUGGCUGUCCUGUGGACAGUGGGCAUCUUUGCAUUGAAUUGCGGGCCGGUGCUGGUCGGCUUCGUGCUCGACUACUGCGGCCCCAAAUUCACAUGCAUCGUGGGCAGCCUGCUCAACAUCCUUGGCCUCAUCCUGUUUGGCGUGUCCCAGUCUUCCGGCCCCAAUGCCUUCAUCCCGGCCUCCAUCUUCCUGGGCCUGGGCGGCAUCACCUUCCACCUGGCCCAGAUGCACGCCUCCGCGCUGUACCCAAGGAAGCGCGGCAUGCUCACCGCCGUCUUCGUGGCGGGGUUCACGGGAUCUGGCAUCAUUUUCUACCUCCUGCUCCUGAUAUUCCAGGCAGCAGGCAGUACGAGGGCGGCGUACAUGGGCGUGCUGAUGGGGUAUGCGGGGCUCUGCGCGCUGUGGAUCCCGCUGAGCGCAUGGAUGAUGCCAAACUCCCCCUUCCGGGUGGGCCAGGUCUACCUCCUCACUAGCAAGUGGAGGUUUGAAGUGCGCCAGCGCUCAGCACCGCCCAGCGGUCGCGAUGCAGUGCGCUCCAACCUCAUCUCAGCCGGAGUGCCGGACAGCAGCAACCCCUUCUGGCAAGAGGAGGAGGAGCACUCGCGGAGCGGCAUCAGCGGGAACGGCGGGGCGGCAGUGGGGUGGGGAGCCUUCUCUGGUUCCCCGGGCCCGCAUGGCGCUGGGCCUACGCAGGCCAACGGCAGCGUCUUGGGCGUCGCGCAACAACAGCACGCUGACCCUUACGCGGCGGCUGAGGGCGCUGCGCAGGCCGGCGACUCUCUGGGCGGCGGGCAGAGGCCUGGCCUGAUCACGGACCAGGCGGGUUUGCAAGGACUGGAUGGCAACCGGGGCCCCCCCAGCGCGGACCCCUUGACCGACCCCUCGCCCCUGCCGCAUGGCGUGGUGUGGGGGCCCCUGGUCUUCGAGGCUCGCCGUUUUGUGGAGCUCCGCAAGCUGUCCUUCCUUGAGCAAUUCAAGUCUUCCGAGUCGUUUGGGAUGGGGCUCUUCUACACCCUCAACGUGUUCACCAUGCAGUUUUACCUGGGGACGAUGCGACUGCAGCUUUCGAACAAGGGCAGCAAUGCCGAGACCUACUCCAACUUUGGAAACGUGGUCGUGGCGUUUGCGUUCCUCCUCAUCCCCGUCAUCGGCUGGCUCCUGGACAAGAAGGGCUACGGCUCCACACUGGGCUCCAUCCUGGGCCUGAGCGUCCUGACCCUGGUGCUGCAGGCCCUACCCUCGCUCCCGCUCCAGGUGGUGACCAUCCUGAUCUGGAUGACCGCCCGCUUCUUCAUGUACGCCUCGUACUUUGCCAUCUUCGGCGCGCUCUUUGGCUUUCGAAACUUUGGGCGGCUGGUGGCCGUGGACAACAUCUUCAACGGCCUGUUUGGGCUGCUCCAGUACCCGCUCACCUACCUGGCCAUCCAUCCCCUGAACGGAAACUUCAUGUGGGUCAACCUCGGCCAGGCGGCGUGCCUGAUCCCGCUCUCCUGGUUCUGCGUGGCCAUGUACCGCUGGGAGCGUGAGGACCUGGUGCCCAUCCGGCCGCUGGAGGGGGAGGAGCUGCCCUGCGACAUGCUGGGCCACCAGGAGCGCAAGAAGCUGAAGGACCUGCACCUGCCCAACCUGGGCCUGGGCGAGCUGAGGAUGCCCCACGUGCAGCUGCCGGAAGCCAUCCGGAAGCUGACGCGAUCGGGGACGCGGGAGCGUGAGGUGGAGGUGUGA
This is a messenger RNA of Auxenochlorella protothecoides, 1845 nucleotides long. Its product is annotated as Large neutral amino acids transporter small subunit 4. Lineage: Eukaryota; Viridiplantae; Chlorophyta; Trebouxiophyceae; Chlorellales; Chlorellaceae. Bases 1 to 1845 code for a protein of 614 amino acids. The transcript is spliced from 9 exons. The record is from RefSeq and is a predicted model, not a curated record.